AUAAAACCGAGUGUUAAAGUUAUUCAUUACACAGUUUGACUUCAAACCUGCCAUAAAACACCGGUAUGCAUGAAUUUCGUGAUGAAAUUGAAAAGAGAGGAGAAUCUUUUGAACAUCAUGGAUGAUGACUUUGAUCGCCGCAUGGAGCAGAGGAGACAGAGGAGAGAGCAGAUGCGCAUCGAGACUGAAAAGGGGGGUUACACCAACGAUGAUGAUGAUGAGGAAGCUCGGGAGCAAAGGAGACGUGCAAGGGAGGAGAGGAAGAAGAUGAGGGACAUGGAGCCGUCUGGAACUGGUGAUGUGAUCAACACUAACAGUGAGACAGUGACUGAAUCCUCCACUACCAACACCGGCGCUGAAGGUACAGAUGAUGACCAGGCUUUGCUGGAGCGCCUAGCCAAGAGGGAGGAGCGCAGGAAGAGGAGAAUGCAGGAGGCCCUGGAAAGACAGAAGGAGCUUGACCCCACUAUUGGCACCACCAACGGCACAGAUAGCACACUAGAAGAGCAGUCCUCCAUCAGCAGCAGCACACAGCAACAAACAGAGGAAAAGGAGGAGAACAAGGAGGAGAAACCAGCCCAAGAGGAGGUGGCAGACACUGAUACUAACUCCUGGAGGAAAGAGGAAGAACACAAGAAGGAAGAGGAGAAGGAAUCUGUUGAGGUAUCGAGCACACCGACCACAAGAAAUGAGGAGGAAGUCGAGCAGCCCGAUUUAGCAAAGAAAGAUGCUGAAGAGGAGGCUGUUCCUGAUGUUGAUAAGGAGGAAGAAGAAAGGAAAAGAAAAGAAGAAGAGGAAAGACAGCAGAAAGAAAUGGAAGAAAAGCAGAGGAUAAAGAAGAAAGAGGAAGAGGACAAACUCAAAAAGAAGGGGCUGGAAGAGAAGAAGAAGAAAGAGGAGGAGGAGAAGCUGAAGAAAUUUGGUUUUAAAGAAAAGAAUGAACCAGCCAAACAGAAUGGAGCUCUCAUUGAGAAUAAACUCAAGAAAACAGAGAAGACAUCAAGGGACAACGUUCCCUCCUCCAAGGCAGACAGUGCGGAGCAACAGGAGGCUGAGCGUAAGCUGCAGGAGCUGAAGCGCCGGCGAAAUAAUGCGGAAAGUGAAGAAUUUGAGAAGAUGAAACAGAAGCAGCAGGGUGCGGAGGCUGAGCUGGAGGAGCUGAAGAAGAAGAGAGAGGAGAGGAAGAAGAUCCUAGAGGAGGAGGAGAAGCAGAAGAAACAAGAGCUGGAGGACAAGAAAAACAAAGAACAGGAGGAGAGGAAGAGGAUGAAAGAGGAGAUAGAGAAGAGGAGGGCGGAGGCUGCAGAGAAGAAGAAGCAGAUGGAGGAAGAGUCUGUCAAACCCAGCUUUGCUGUCAGUCCCAAAGGCUCCUCUAAGAUUGGGGAGAAAGCAGAAUUCUUGAGCAAAUCAGCUCAGAAAAGCAGUACACCCAGAGUGUCACACACUCCAAUUGUCUCCAAGAUAGGCAACAGACUGGAACAGUACACUUCUGCCAUCCAGGGAAACAAAGAUCCCAAGUCCCCCAAGUCUCCCAUGGCAGAUAUUCCAACAGGAGGCACUCGCAGCAUCAAGAGCAUGUGGGAGAAGGGCAACGUUGGCAGCUCCUCUGAAAGUCCAUCCCCUGCAAAUAAGGAUUUGGCUGGUAUCAAAGGAGGCGUUGCCGGACGUGUCAACAGUUGGAUGGCAAAGCCUGCAGAGGCGGAGAAGACAACACCGGCACCAGCAGCAGGAGCAGCAGGAGCAGCAUCGCCAACAGCAGCAAAGCCAGCAGAUGCGAAACCAGGUGAUGUUGGUAACAAACGUGGCAUGUGGGAAACCAAGAAGAGCUCUACGCCUGCCAAGGUGACAGUUGGAGGCAAGGGCAAGUUCGUCACUAAUGCAGCCGUGAGACCCUAACUAUUGACAUCCGAGCUUUACCUGACCAAAUACAAGACUCUGCUACUGUAUGUGCAUCCAUUUCCCAUCAGCGUACCUGUGUUUUGCAUGAAGUUCCCACCAGAACGAGGAAAAGAUGAGAGACCAGGAUAAGUGAUGUUAAAGGUUUUCUGCGUCAAAGUCUUCCAGCUAUAUUUUUAUGAGUAACUUUUGCACUGUCCUGUAAUUUAACUCAGCCAUCCUUUUCCUCAGAAAUAUAAAAAAAAAAAAAUGUUUCCAUCAGAUUUUAUUAGAUAUUUUUCAGUAGUAGUGUGGGUUUUCAGGGCAAAACGCCUCACAUUACAUGCUUAAAGGAUAGUGAUUAGAUAGAUUGUGUGAUAAUCAUCUGUUUAAACAAUAUUAGCCUGUUCUGUCCCAGUCACAAAGUUUAAAUAAGAGCUACAGCAAGUUUCAGAUGUGCUGUCAGGAUGCUUAAAUGUCACGUUGCUUUCAAACCACACCGACAUGUGUCCUCUUCUCUGAUGUUAUUGUUACAUAGCUUACACCCAGUCAUAAGCAUACACACUCACUGCUUUCUAUGAUGAUAGUCACUGUUUUGACUCGAUGUGGUGUCCCUCUCACAGCCUUUGAAUUGUUUAAGUGUACUGCCACUGAGCUGGAUGCUGGAUGAUUAGCCUGUACAUAUUUGAUUUGUUUCGUAAGUCGGUACCACUUUAUAAUAAGGCACACUUUAAGCAUGGUUUAUAAAUUGUAACAAUUGAUUUCAUCAAUAGUUAAUAAAUAGUUUACUAAUGCUUCACAGUUCAGCCAUUAAUAAGAACAACUUAAGGUUUGUCAAGUCGUGAGAAACCCAUUAGCCUCCUACAGCAUGACACUGGCUUUGUCUUUUUUGUCAAGGAAGCAGCGAGGCUCUCGGGAUGUUGGUCAAUCGAUCCACCAUUUCCAGAGUGAAAUAUCUCAACAGCUAUUGCCAUAAAAUUACACAUUUAUAUUCCCCUCAGGAUAAACUGUAAUAACUUUGGUUAGCCUUUGACUUUUAAUCUUGCACCAUCAUCAUCAAAUACUUCCAAAACUGUGGUGGACAUUAUACUUGCUAAGCAUCAGCAUGUUAGCAUGCUGACAUUAGCAUUUAGCUCAAAGCACCACUGUGCUUAAAGAGUUCAUAUUAUGCCCCUUUCCCGGUUUUAAUAUUUUCAUUUUUGUGGUAUAAUUACAAACAUUUGUAUGUUUUUAUGGUAAAAAAAAAUAUCUAGUUAUAGCCGUACAAGCCGUGGAUGCAGUCCGUCCGUCUCAGUCGUCCUGAAACAGGCUGUUUUGUGUCUGUCCCUCUCUUCUGAUUGGCUGACUGUUUUCUGAGUGACGUACGCCCAGGCCAACCACAGUCCAACCAACUACAACGGAUUGUAGCACACAGAGAGCAGAGGAGAGGAAAGAAACUAGCGUGAUAGCAAAACGCAGUAGAGACUCUCACAUUGAGCUGAAAUGAAACAAGUGCACAUAAAUUAGGUAGAAAAAACAUAUUUUUUGUUUCUUUCAGGAGGGGUGGGGAGGUCCCGUUGGAGGGGCUGGCCAUCCCUCCAAGGCAAACGCUGAGUGUAUAGUUGUGACAUCAUAACCUUAUGGAAGUCCAAACAGCUCGUUUAAAGGCACAGUUUCUGAAUACUGGCUGUGUGCAUUUCUCUGUGGAGUGUUUUCAUACCUUCACAGUAUUUAUAAAGCACCUAGAUCUGCUUUAUACUCAAAAAAGAAAUGGAAAUCUCCCUUUCUACAGUCUGUCCCAUAAGAUAAGGCUGGUGAUUUUCUAUAUUUUUCUUACUGUCAUCAAAUCUCAUGUGCAGAGCCAAACAAUGAACUCAUCCUACUUACAUUGUGCAUGUAUCCAAAGUCUGAUAUAUCUUAUUCCUCUGCACCAUAGAGCUCUGUCAAAAAGUCACACUGCUACACUGAGUAACACGGUCCUUCCUCCCUGAAGAGUUUGUUUACCGUAGCUUGUUUAGAAACGGCUCCAAA
This is a messenger RNA of Thunnus maccoyii (southern bluefin tuna), 3885 nucleotides long. It is a transcript of the gene cald1b, whose product is annotated as caldesmon 1b. NCBI's taxonomy places the organism in Eukaryota, Metazoa, Chordata, Actinopteri, Scombriformes, Scombridae. Gene Ontology annotation, molecular function: actin binding; myosin binding. Gene Ontology annotation, cellular component: actin cytoskeleton. Gene Ontology annotation, biological process: actin filament bundle assembly; angiogenesis. The record is from RefSeq and is a predicted model, not a curated record. The coding region runs from base 70 to 1896 and encodes 608 amino acids. The transcript has 18 exons.